Porites evermanni is the source of this 26020-nucleotide messenger RNA. NCBI's taxonomy places the organism in Eukaryota, Metazoa, Cnidaria, Anthozoa, Scleractinia, Poritidae. The record is from the annotation of a GenBank genome assembly.
UUUUCAAGCAGGCCAUCUCAUUAUGCAGAAAAACAACCGUUUUGCGCAUCUUUACGAGCUAAACUGGUCUGAGUAAGAAAAGCCAUGGCGGAAAAUAGCCCAGAGGUUUUGGAAGCUCAAGCCAAGAAAGAGAGAGAUGAUACGCAACUUCGCUUGUCUCUCUUUGUUUGCGCAGUUGUUGUGCUGACAUGGUUUUUGGGAGCAUAUGGUUUUUCCUUCGUCUGGUCUGGUUUUAUCAUACCGCUAAUAUUUACGGUGUGGUACCGCAAAAAUUGUCGUAUCAUUGAUGACCGUGUCCGCGAAGCCGAAAUCAAAGUUCAUCGUCGGAAAGCUUUGCGAGACGAAGAAACAGCAGAAUGGCUAAACUUUGUGUUAAAUCGAUGGUAACCACGUUUUUCUAGUUAAUUUAUGGCUGUCUCUUGUGUGCGUGCUUAUGUAUGGUAUGUUUACUGCAUGUUUUGGGGUGUCUUUUCACUAACAGCAAAGUUUAGUGUAGAAAUCUCCUUAAUUGUACACUGCUUUCAAUACCGUUUCAAGGCAUGUUACUUCUAUUUUAGUUGAAAGACGCUUUUUGGGUGGAUUUCGGUUGUCAAAUUUUAAUAACCUUGGCCGGGUAAAAAAAUCUUUGUUUACGUUGUUCCAAUCACACUAUAAAGUCCGAAAAAGCACGAGUUGUAGCGAAGACAGAAAAAUACAACAACUGUGUAUCGCGCAGAGACCACAUUUAAACUCUGUUAAAUCCCUUUGUUUUUACAACAUUGUUUUAGUUUAAGAUAAACAACUGGUCAUUUGAUGCUGAAAUUGUGUUUCAUCAAAAAUCGGUUGUUUUACACGAACGCGUCCAACCCUGUUAACAAUGGCGAAAAUUCGUGACACUCUAAAAUCAUAAUUUUGACUGAUUGUACGUGAAAUUUGUUCAUUCUCGCUCCUAAAAGUGUAUUCUAAGUACAAAAUUGUACUUCUAAGCACAACACCUAAGAUAUAAACAACGCAAUUCAUUAAUACUUAAUUUUACAUUAUUAAUUACCGAAAAUCUUGCCAGACAUUUUUGCCUUACAGAAUGUUUCUUCGUAUAUUUUGUUUCACUCCAUUUUCAUUCCUUCAGCAAUUAAAUUUACAUCUUGAUCGUAUUACGUCUUUUGUUGAUUCUACUCAGACAGGAGUCGCUCCUGACUCAGACAAAUAAGAAUAGCCCGUUUCGCCAGGUUAGAGCUUUAUUAAAACACUACACUACCCUAUCGAGUGCUCCGGAACUCCGGAUUCCACAAGCCAAAUAUUCCACGUUCCACAAUCUUGUUUUCCUUACGUGUGGCGAUCUGUAAUCCGUUUUGCCCCGAUUAGCUGACCUUGUCUCUUCGAAAAAUAAAUUUUCGUGCACAGGCACAAAACGUUAAAGAAGAAGGCAAGUGACUCGAUUUUACCGCAACCGAUCUGACUGAAAUGAACGAAACUUUCUUAAGAACUGAAAGAGAGACUAGGAAAUCACAAAAGAAGCAUUACUGUGAACAUAACAGAUAGCAAAGAACUCUAAGAGACGUAAAUCGAUGGGAGCGGAGACUCUACCGAGUUCAGAUAUAGUGUAUUAAGAGAUUACAAAUUUGAAAAACCUUUACUGUUAAGACUCUAAGGAAGAAAUGUAACAGUGAGAAGGAAAUAUGGGUGCGGACCUUCUAUUUGUAUAAUUUUUUCUUCGCUAUUUUUUUUUUCUUCUAAUAUUCGUUUUGUGUAAUAUUUAAGGUGGAAUUUCAGCGAAGUUUCCCUCUGCAAUCUAGUUCGGGCGAGUCUGAAUCCUGUGUUAGAUUACAGCAAACCGUCAUUUAUAGGUAAGAUUGAUAUUUUAUUAAGUACAUAUUUCAGAGUAUUGAUUAUGAAUUGUAUGAGCUAUUACUACACGGGUAAAUGAUGCUCUAGGCGACUUUUAAAGGUGGUUUGCAAUUACUAUAUCCUUUCAAGUUUCAAGUUCAGGAUUAUCUUCCACGCUCAAUUCUCAAAAAAGGGGAGGUAGCAGUCGGCAUCCCUUCCGGGAUUGGAAACCAAGGCACUUAAGUAGCAUAUAUACGAGUCCUCUCACCAUCCCCAGGGCCUCUGUAUCAAAACGAGGUUAAGUGCUCAGCUUUUGUUAUGGAAAUGAAUUUUCAUUGUCAUGCAAAUUAAACUCAUUUUCACAACAAAGGUUGUGUACUUGGCCUCAUUUUGAAAGUGAGGGUCUUAGGAACUCGGGGGUGGCCUACUUAGGGACUUUCACACCCUCUUGACCACUUUGUCUUCUAUUUUCAGAAUCUAUGGAACUCACCGAGUUUAAUUUUGGAAAAAAGACGCCAUUUCUGAAAUAUGUGAAAGUGUUUGAGAAUAUCGACGAAAAUGACUCGCCCAACAUUCCCGCCACGGAAGGAAACGCUUUCAAUCCACCCUUUGACAUGGCAACCAGGCAAAGGCAUCUGCUAGUUCUUGUCAUGGAUCUGUGUUUACAUGCGCCUGACAGUAAAAUUGCCAUCAAAGUCAGAUUGGGCGGGAAAAUGUGAGUACUUGUUAUGGCUAAUGGAGUUUGAUGCGUCACUGACAUUCAAUUUGGCGGGAAACGCAUGAUACACACGCCUUCUUUUCUAGUAUUAGGAAGCUUAACCAACGACGACGGCGACGGCAACGAGAACGCCAAAAGAGCAAAAUGUUUAAUAAAUUAUGAAAAACAUAAAUUUAAAUUUUGCACGUGCAGCACACUUUUUUGUAGAUUUCGUCGCCGUCAUUGCACGAUUACGACGUGAAAUUCCCCCAUGCACCGUUUUUAUAGCGAUGUUUUCCGCGGACGUCGUCGUUGUCGUUGCUAGAACUCCAUAUUGUCACGGCAAUCCUCAGUUACCGUAAAUCCUCUGUUGAGCUCUCUCGGGCCCUUUUUUGCUAAUACACAUUUUAGGGGAAAGCUUAAUGGAGAAGUGUGAGUGUUGAGGGGGAGAUGGGUUAUUCAAUUAAGUAAAGCAAAGUGCCGUUAGCAAAGAAAGAUGAAGAAUCAUAUUGGAAUGAUCACGUUCUAAUUGCUGUUUUGAGUGAAGUUAAUUACUAUCUAAAGAGUAGGGUGAUAUAAUUGCAAAUUUUACCGCAGUUUGAUCAUAGCGGGGUCAGUCAUUUGUGAUAGAUGUCAUUAAAUUCAGUCUCAAUACAAGGUUGAUCGCUAAACCAAGAGAGGCAGGGAACGGAGGAGAGAGAAUUUAAAAACUUUCUUUCGCUAAAAAGGAGGCUUGUUGGAGUAGAGGGCUUAAUUGUUUUGGCUUAAUUUGAUUUACGGUAUCAAACUCACCUUUGUCUAAGCUGCCAAAGUGCGUUUCCAUCAAGAUUGUCGCGAAAAUUAAAGAAUCUUUUGCGAUUCUCCUCAGUUAGCGAAAAUGGGCUGCUCCGAUAGCCUAUUUGAAUUUCCACAUUAAGCUCACUUCAUGAUUUCAGCCACAGAUUCUAGCCGACACCCAUGGUAACAGGGACGUCUGUUAUUGCUUUAAGCAGUAAAUCUCUUACUAUUAAUCAGAUCACGUAAAUUAUCUUGUUAUUCAGGGUUGGAGCUGAUGUUGAUGUCAGCAUCGAGGAUCUAUCAUUAUCGGGCCGAGUUCAAAUUGUCUUUGAGAUGGAUCAUCUUGUACCGUUUCCACACAUGAAGUCUGUGGCAGUUACGUUCCUUGAAAAGUAAGAACAACAAAUAUCUGGGUGAUAUCUGUUAAUUCAAGAGCCCGAGAGAGGUAUAUCAGACCAAGCCCGGCUGCCAUUUACCACCCGCCUGGGGAUCAAACUCGCGACCUCGCGCUCUGCAGUCAAACGCUUGACCAGCUCUUUUAACUAGUCAUGAAUGCCGGCUGUUUAUUGCGGCUCUGACCAAAACACAAGUCCUCAGACCUUUCUCAACCCAUUUAGGAAGGUAUUACGCGUCUUAAGACGUUUCUCGUCAUGAGUUCGAGAGAGGGUUUGUUAAAGCAAACUUACGUUAGGCUAGGGAAAAAAAUCUGCCUUGAUUAGAGUAAAGGUUUUCUCACUUGGCAUGAGUUAAGAAAGAUCUUUGUAUGGGGACCUAAUACUAUCUCCGAUUCCCAACUUGCGUCUUAAACAGUUCGACCUCCGUUCAGUGCUCUGGCGUUCGUGGCGGAAUUUCUAAAUAUUGCCAACGCAUCGAUGGUGUGUUCAUAACGUUGUGUGCGGACCGUUUUCCAUGGCUUGUGUCUUUAUUGCUGAAUAUGCCCGAUAGAGUUAUGUUUCGAUGUAUUUUUUAUCGCUUUGCAGACCGGACGUCGAUUUUGAUGUACGCCUAAUGCGUGCUGUUCAAGUGAUGGACAUUCCAAUGUUAAAAGAUUUCAUAAACGCUCUUGUUAUGGACAGUUUAACUUACGGUAAGGUGAAAAUUCGUGCUGCUGUACUUAUCCAAAUUCCAACCAACAUGUCCAAAUUCCAAUUUGAUCUGGAAAAUGUCUCCAUUGGUUGGGGAAACUAAGACGAUCACAGGUUUAUUAGUUCUUGGAACUGUAAAAUGUCACCUACUCUAAAUAAAGUUUGUUUGUGUGUGUUUUUUUUUUUCACUAAAUGUUCUUGUUUUGAUUAUUACAGCGCUGGUUGACCCUGGAAGAAUCGAGGUCCCGCUUCACGGAGUUGAUCCUGAUGAGAUGCUCAGUGCUGCUAAGAAAUCAACGUACGGUUAGUGUCAGCUUUGCGUCCUCUUUUACAAACCAUAUUUUGAGAUAUGAUCCGAGCAUCUUCCAUCCACUUACAAACACACCCUUGCUCUUAAGUAGAAUGAGAAGCGCCGAAACCAAAGCUUUAUCUAAAGUUGGGCGUUACUAAGAUAACAUUUCCCAUGUGUCUUCUCCUCCUGUUUUUAGCCGAUGGAUUGCUUACGGUUACUCUUAAGGGUGGACUGCCUGAGAAAUAUACAGGUCAGUAUAAUUAUACAAUACUAGAUUAGAGUAUUUAGGACACUAGUAGCAUACCAUGAAUAUUAUUUGAGUUUUACAAGUGAGAAGCGCUAUCCAUUAAAAAGUGUGUUGCUAUCCCCGCUGCCCCUAAUCUCUACCCCUCCCCCCAACCAAUACAAUGUUGAAACUAGCAGGUGGUAGGUAAGGGAGGAGGACUGGACAAGUGCAAUUUCAGGUCGCUCGCGAACGUUUGCUUAGCGUGUUUGAAAAAGUGUUACCAAGCCAAACUUGUCUUAAGACCUCUGUCAGACGACGACAACGACGUCAAAACACAAUUGGUUUUAACAAAAAACAACAGCUCUGUCCGUGCAUCACGCUUUCCAGUACAUUCUUUGACGUCCACUGCACGACUACGACAUGAAACCUCCUAAUGCAGCGUUUCCUGGAGCAGGUGAACACACAACGACGAAUUUUCCAUUCUCCACCUGGAUGGUCCUGGAUAAGUUCUCAAGAAUUCAACUCCAAGAAAAAAUCGCCUGCAUUUGACAAAUUGGGCGGGUCCACAUGGACGCGAUGGAGUUUGAAAGGACGCAAAUUAAUUUUUUUUAACGACGUUUUUACUGCCGUCGUCGUCGUCGUUGGUUAAGCUCCCUAUUGAUAUAGACCCACCCUUCCCCCACAGAAAAGUUCGCUCAGUGGCGUUCAUUUGAGUGUUCACGAUUUUAUGUUUAACGAUCUUGCUUAACACACUUUUAGAAACACGGCUCAAAGGUUUUGCGUCAUUCUUUCAGAUGACCAAAUAUGGACAUCUCUCCAAGUGGGUAAUCUAGACGAGAAAAACACAGAAAAGAUUCAGGGUGGAACAACUUUCGAAGAAUCAAUAUCUUUGCUUAUCUACGAUUUAGCAAAUGAUAAGGUACCUAUCUUAUUGCCGGUUGGCACGUGACGUUACGGCGGCCAUGUUAGUGGUCAAAAACAAAAGCAUUUCUCUCCUCUGGGAAAUAAACUCCAUUUUCAUGUAAAUUCUUCGAAAAAAAAAUUAUUGUAUGGACCACUAACAUAGCCGCCUUGUCACGUGGUUCCAAACCAAGAAUAUCCAUGGUCGUUAACGACAAGGUAUAUAGCUCUGUUUUUUGCUUUUUGUUGAAUGUUGAGAACUAAGUGUCUGUAAGCAUGGAAAUGACUUAUCGAUAGCGCAUUCUUUUCCCUCUGUCUCUUGUGCGCGAUUUUCUAAGAAAUUUCGCUGGAUAUGGACGUUAAAAAAAUACAAUUUCCUACUGCCUGUACUCUAAUAGACCAAAGAAAUGACGUCAAAAUCCUCCACAUUUUGCGCGAAACUUUUCGCCAGCGGUUCUUGGUUCCACUCUUGACGGUCGUUGUAAUGGUUUAUAAGAGUAUUGACAGUAGGAAAUUGUUGCCGGAGUGGUUUUCAGUUGGUGCUGUUAAACUACUGACAAGCUCAAAAUUGCUGAAUCUAAACUGUUUGUUAACUUUUUUUACCGAACAGCUGAAUGUUGAAAUCCGCGGUAAACGAACGUUUGGGACGAAAUAUUCCAUUGCAAAAUACAAGAUGUUCUUGGGUAGCCUUGGACUGGAAAAGAAGAAAAAAGUGUGAGUUACGAUCAACAGUUACUGCAGUAUUUUGUUUGUUUUUUGUAUUAGUGGUCGUUGGUCUUUUUGUUGCUGUUGCUGCCGCUGUUUCGCCCCGUGUUAAGGUGAUGUUACACGAGACGAUUCGCAGCGACGAUUUUUUUCGCUAAAAAUCGUCGUUGCGAAUCGUCCCGUGUAACAUCACCUUAAGGGAAUCCGCAUUCCGGAAUGUGGGACAUUUUUGUUUAUGGAAUCCGGAAUCCCAGGGUUUGGAAUGCCGAAUACAGCUCAAGUAAUCCAGAAUCCCACUAAAGAUUCGAAUCCGGGCUCCAAGUUCGGCUGACAAAGAAUCCGGAAUCUGGUACCUGGAAUCAGGAAUCCAUGGCGUGGAGAUUGUCUUGGAUUCCUUUACAUGGAGAGAGCUGUUUUCAAAAGCAAAGCCGAACGAAGAAUAUCAUAUAUCGGUAGCAUUUGAUAAGUAAACUGAAGUAAGGAUAUGUAUCUACCUUUGUACGCUCAUUUUUUAACGUACUAACAUGUUCAUACUCAUCGUUUGUCUGUUCACUGUUAGCGAGACUACACUCAGCAAGGAGGGUAUCCGAGGAUCUAAGCUAGAAGUGACAUUAGAAUAUACACGACUCAAAUCUUACGAAGUCAGUAGCCGAACAGAUGAGCAGGAAUUUCUUGAAAAGUACGAAAAACCCGAAGAGGAUAGUGAAGGUAAAGUAAACACUGAAUACGACAUUGGCAGAAAUGUAACGAACCACACUGGUAUAUUUUACGAGCUUUCCGCGAUGCCAUCAUGAGGGUCCGUCCCUAGUCGGUUUUACGGGAUUCAGGAUUUCCCUCGGGUCCGGGAUCUUAAAUUAAAGUGGAGAUGAGAUUCGAGAUUGAAAGUGUACACGCAAGGCGGGAUUUAAAAAUAACUAACGGGAUUACGGGAUUGUGGGAAAAUUUGGGUCGAAAAGAUAGGAUCAAAGAACCUCAUAGUGGACCCUCCAUCGUGACUUCGAUAUUAAGAUCAGACGGCUCUUUUUUAAUAGUACAAAAUUAGAGGAUUUACAAAUAUUAUUUUCUGUUUUUAUCUUUUCUAAGGGAACAAUAAGCUUGCGGGCGCCAUGCGCUCUGUAUCUUGUUGUAGUGGUUGUGCCAAGAGAGAGCGUUAGAUUCGAGGACAAGGAAGACUUCAAAAAGGAGAUUUGACUUAACGUUUUUUCGCGUUUCCUCAAAAAAAAGACUACCCUGAAAGCUUUAUUUUACAUUUUUUCUCCAGAAAAGUUAACACGGUUACUUUUAUUAAUGGAGGUUCAACCCUCCCCCGAUCGCAACAAAAUGAUAAAACUUCCAAUACUUGAUAACUUGUUUCCGCCACUACGACAUUCUCGCUAAAACUCGUGGUAGAAUGGCGACGGCUAUCACGUUUUCCCGCCAAAAUGACGGUGGUUCGCCCGCGCACACUACUGAGUGUUGAAGAAAUCCCUUUCUCGUAGUCGUCCUCGUCUUAGAGAGGUUUAACAAGUGACAAGAAUUCAAUCGCGAAACUACUACGCAGUUAAAAAAAAACUAAACUAAAAAAUAGUAACUUUAAUUUUUUUCCUUACUGUGCGUUGAUGGGUAUUCCUCCUGUUGAUUAUCAUCAACUUUGGCGUGUUUUGCAGUAGUAUCGGGUCUUCUUCUCGUGGUUGUACAUAGUGGUGAGAAACUGCUGGCCAUGGAUGACGACGGAUUCAGUGAUCCCUACUGUAUCGUCACAGCAAAUAAGGAAAAGGUACGCCAUGUAAUCUGCACAACGAUCCCUUCUGUACUUUGCCCAAUACCUAAUUCCUAGUCUCCCAGUUUAGGAACGUUUUGUGGGAGAGACGUCUCCUAUUCGGCCUCAAAUAUUCGAUACUGAUGGUGAUGAUGAACUUUAUUAAAGUGUCAGGUCUUCUAGCUGGCCUUGUAAGGUCUACUAAAUAAACGGGAGACACAAAUAACACUGAUGACGUAGAUUUGUCUGGAAUUUGAAAACGAGCGCUGUUUGGUCGAUGUUGUAAUAGUAAACAAAUAUCAAAAGUAAACGCUAAUAAUCAACUAAAAAACAGUCUUUCCCACGAAACGCCCCUAGCGGCGAGGACUACUCACAGGCUACCUAAGUCCAAUUCUGUGCGGCUAAAUAACCUGUUCAAAGCACGGAUAGUUUAACCGUUCCUAACAUAUGAAGUCCAGGACAAGGUGGGUGAUCUUACUUGCACAGUCAUUGCUGCCACAGUCAUUACUUUUAAGCUUAUAUGGAAUGGGUAACAGUUAAGGUUAAUAUGAGUACAACUGAAGUCUUUUAAACCAGACAAAUCGUUUGCACAAUUUUUUUUAAGAAGUUAUUUUUAUUGUUACAAAUGUUAAUUUUUCUUUUUUAAGGUGAAAACCACCCCUCAUGUGUCUGGAUCGGUAAACCCAGUGUGGGAUUCUGUGGUAGAAUUUCCUGUCAGAGAUUUCACAAAGGUAAUUUUUGGGUAUGGAAAUAUCAUGCAAGCGGUACGUAGCCCCCUAAAUAACCGUAAAGGGACUAUUAUCUAGGUUAUUUUAUCAUUUUGCCAUUAUGAAAGUGGGUUACGUAAAACCAGGGAAUAAAUGUGGUAUCGGUAUCAACCACUGUGUCGGGCACGACUCUCAGGUUGUAACGGUGUACAAAUAUGGCGUUAAUAUUUGACCGGUGAAUGAAUGAAAUUCAGAUGAGAGGACAGCAGACAUGUCCUCCUUCAAUUUUAUUUAAAUAUGUUAACAGUUAGCUCGGACGCCAGCAUACAACGGUGCCACUGGUUUCUGUGAUCGGCCCAUUUAUGAGCUUGCCAUAGCCCACCCAGCUCAUGAUAUGAAUGAUCUGUGCAAUGCGGCCGCCGACUACUCCAUUGAGGAAACUCCCGCUAUUCUUUUUGAACAGUAGGGUGGGUUCUUUUACGUGCCCUUCAAAUUGACUAAUGAAAGAAUGGUCCACGAGACAAGGCCAACGUCGCUGCGAUCAACUGAACUGAGAUAUGGCCUCAAAUCACAGCCGCCAUCAUGAUUUCAACAGUUUCUUAUAGACUCUGAUUGGUGAUAGCGGGAGACAGACCGGGUUCUUCCAAUUGAGCUUACCGGGCAGCGGUUAAAUGAUGAAACAUAUAGGUCGAAGGAAAGUUCCAAGGUUUGCGACAUGUUUUCACCUGAAGUUUUAACUCCAUGUAGCUGAUAUUUCUAUUGUUGUUUUAGACCACGCUGUCAUUCCUGGUGUAUGACCGUGAUGUUAAUUGGCAAGGACAGUCAGAUGACUUCAUGGGUUCCUGUAAUCUGGAGAUGACUUUGGUACCGAUUUUUUAAACUGCUUUCUAUUUCUUUACUCUUUCUAUGUACAACACCACUUUAAGUUGUAGCAUACAUCAUUAAUCAACCCGAAAUACCUGUUUCGUUUUUGUGAUUUCUCUCGGGUUGGCAUCCCAGCGAUCACCUGAAGAUAUUCGAAACUAAUUGUUAACAAGAGGCUGGGUAGAAAAGGUGUGCAAUGUUUUUGCUAAACCAAUCAGAAUCCAAAAACAAUAAAAUUGUUAUGUUGAUCUUCAGUCUCUAUCCAAAUGAAGCCGAGUAGUUGUUUUGUCGUAAUGAAGGUCUUGAACUAUCCAAACAGCAAUGAACAAAUAUAAGCGAAACUUUAGCGGAAGCAAAGUUCUUAUCAUUUCAAACUUCGUUUUUGUGUUUUAAAGGGGAUGGAUGACUUGAUCUAAGCUUAUUUCGUUUUAUAUUCACGCAGGACGAGCCCGCAAUCAUCCAACGUAAGAUCGACUUACAGUACAAAGUAUUUGGUAAGAAAAGGUCAGAGGACUCUACAAUGAAAGCAGGCGCGCUCACAGUGUCAGCGGUGUUUCAGCCUAUAGAGUCCGUGGCAAAGUCAGGUGAGAAUGGAUGGGUCUGUAAAAAUCUACCCCAUUAACAAAGAGUGUCAUCAGAGGCCUCACUUCCAGGGUGAGGCAAAGUAAGCAUUACAAAUGAAAUAGACAUUUCGACAGCGUAUUUUGACGUGAAUGAAGUAAUUACGAAGAAACCUUGGCGGCUCAUUGAACAUUAAUAGCUCUACCACAUAUAGAAGUAUUCUGUGAUCUAUACCUGAACAGACACUCGGCAACAUGGAAUUUAUUUGUUUCAAACAAUAGCCACUCAACUUUGUGAAGAUUUGUUCUAAUUUUGACAGUUUCCAUACAAUGAAACACCUUUCCUAUGCUCCGUUUCGUCCUUUUCUUACUUGUGAACAACUUUUGCUAAACUGCUGAACAAGGCAGUGACCUCUCUAUGACAUGGUUCGUAUCUCUUUACUCUAUCCAACACUUUGUAUAAAUGAUCAUGAACAAUUUCGUUUAUUGCUUUUACCCGUUUCAUUUUCCAGAGAAAGAGGCGCAACCCAGUGGGGUAAUGGAUGGUGAAGAUAUCGACGAAAUAAACGUAUGUUUAGUCCAUACCAAAGCUCCUGAAACACGUUUAAAAACUCUUUGGUUAUAAGAACUGAUUUCCGAGUUUCAAAAACUCGCAUUAUAAAUUGAGGCCAACUGCUAAACCUUUCAUACACACAUUUAUAUGCAUGACAAUUAUUGACUUUGAAGACUCUCCGCUCACCCUAGUUUUGAAAAAGAGGCUUAGUUGCAACUCGGAAAUGGUCAAUUAAUAAUUUGUAUCAACGUCACGUUUUUUGUUGAAUUGCUGAUCGCCCAUGGUUUGAAUUAUAGAUGCAUGUCAACAGAACUAAAAGGAUAGAGGUUUAUUCAAGUGUUGCAAUAGUUUGUUAGUCUAAGGCCAGUGUUGCACAUUGUAUUAGAUGUAGUUUCCUGGCGAUUUUUUAACUAAUCAUAGAUCGUUCCACUCACGGUCGUAUUAUAUUUCAGGAACAUGGCAAGAAGCAUACAAUGAAGAGCAGCAUGAAAAUCAAACGACAAGUCGAAGAGUUGAGGUUAAUCAAAGGUAAAUAGCAUACAGUUUGUAAGUAUUAAUGAGGAACAGUCAUUAUUGUAAUGCAAAAUUGUUGAGACGUUUAUUUUUGCUUCCUAGAGCUUGGAGUUUUAGUGAUCACGAUUCUUCAAGGCAAAGAAAUGCCGGCCAUGGACAGUAAUGGUAAGUUCUAUGGAGAAAUCACCAGAUCCUCCAUAAGUAGUAUAAAGCGCACCGAAUCAAGCCUAUUUUGAGUUCGUAAUUCGCUCGUAAAUAUGAGCUGCAAUAAAUGUGAUGGUAGUGAAAGGAAACAAUAUAAAUGUGGAAAAGGCAAAGGAAUGAAAACAAUAAAAAUGAAGAGAACAGGAAUGAGAGUGAACAACAUUUUUUAGUUUCCUUUCUCCCUCAUUAACCUACCAUUAUGGGCCAAGAAUCAAGAAAACGGAAGAAUAAACAAUAAAUGCGACAAGAAACAAAACUUGCACAAUCACAGAAAGGUUUUGUGACCCUCAAUAACAUUUAAGUUGGCUUGCGUCUUUUUCAGGGUCCUAAUUGCACCUCAUAUUAUUGAGAAGGAGUUACACAUCCUUUCCUCUGCCGGGUAGACAAAGAGAAGUUUCUCCUCCCGCUAAAAUAUGGAUGUUUUUGCGUAUUUCCUUUCAUCUAUGCGAAAUUAACGUUCAUAGACCUUAACUUACUUCAAGUUCCAUUUUCUGCUAAAAAAAGGUUCUCGCCUCGCUCAAAAUCUUCUUUCCUGCUUUUAAGGUCUUCCUCUACGGUGAAGAUUCACUCAAACGUUCUUAAUCUGGUCUCAACAGGUCUAAGUGAUCCGUUUUGCGUGGUGCGAGUAAACAACUCAAAGAAGUUUAAGACUAACGUGGCUUACGAAACACUGACGCCCGUAUGGAACGAGUCUGUAUCCAUUGCUAUGCCUCAAGGUGAUGACAAUAUCAACCUUGUAAGUGAAAAUUCUCAUUCUUAUCAUCUAUAAUUCUGACGGUAACGAACGAAACCGUUCAAUAAAAAUCGCAAUUUUCAUUUUUUUAAGAUUCUAAGUACCGUCAGUACUAUGUCACGGUGACGCCAUCGAGGCUUUCACUUGAAUGAUCACACUAAAGAAUUUUGUUUACAGACUUCAAAGUAAGAACCACCUUGUAUAGCUAAACAGUACCACAGCAAAGUACCGCUCGGUAACUUUCAUUUGAAUGGUCUUGACCACCUCGUGCAGCGUCAUUUAAGUGCCCCUGGAGAGCUCUUAUGUGAAUAGACACACCAUAGGAUUCCGUUCCUAGAAUCAAACUUUGGAACCAAUUUGUACAGUCACGCAAGACAGUGUUGCUUGGUAGGUUUCAUCUGAAUGGUCACACCACACGAUUCCGUGACAAACAAUUAACAGAACCUCAGGAACGCUCUGCUGAGCGGCUUUUAUCUGAAUUCUGAGAACUGGACUCUAUUGACUCUGGGAAUGAAAGUGGGUAACGACAGUAAAAUUCGCCACAGGCCGAAGAUGUCUGAUUGUCCACUCCCGUGUUCUACCUUAACCGUGUUUUGCACGCACAUUUAAGAAAGUAUUUGGUUUAAUUAUGUUUUAGGAUGUAUUUGACAAAGAUGUGUUUCAGAAUGACUUCAUGGGAACUGUGUCUUUGUCGGUGGAUGAAAUAAAGGACGCUUCUAAGGUGAACUUGCUAUUUUUGCUCUAUUUAUUUGUAUUAUUAUAUUCCAAAUGGGCCAUAAAUAGACUAGUUACUACUAUAAGUCGAAUUAGUAAAAUCCAGCUGGUGGUCUAUUAUCAAUGCUGCGUUCUGAUUGGCUGAGCUACUACUAGGCUAUAUGUUAUCGCCCACUAGUAGCAAAAAGCGCCAGCUUUGAAAACCAAAACAAUGGCGGCUGAAUUGCGUUUUGCCAGCUAAAGUUGUUUUCUCUCGAUAUUUUUCACCAACUAGUUGGAUUUUACUAAAACAAUUAUUCCUCUCGCCCUCAUGGGCUCUUGACUCAGAGCCCAUUCGGGCUCGAGGAAUAAUUGUUAAAAACAUACUUCUUUAUAGAGAAACCUUGGAAAGGUUCCUCUCAUUUUAUCCGUUGGAGAAAAAUGUCUAAAUUGGGUCAGUAAUAGCGACUGCCGGUCGUUUACUUAGAUGGCAGACUAAGAUGAGGCAUAUUGCAAUUACGUGCCUGAGCUAACCUGAAGAGUGGAGAAGAGCAAACUGCACGUAAUCAAGCCUAAGCCUUAUUAAGAAAGUGCUCUUUAACUUAUGCCAAUACCAAUACGAUUCCUAAGGACUGAAAUGAUUAUACUGAGCAGCAGGGAGUAUUUUUAAGCUACAAUGAGGGACACAAGUGUUAAGACGCUUCCGUAAAAUGGCCCUUUUUUACGUAGUGGACAUACCUAUCCCCUUCCCCUGUCUACCCCAACCCCUUCCCCCCACAAAAUCUCGGGGGUUGAGGGGAUUUACGGCGUUUAAAAGGAGUGAAAUAAUAAUUGAAUUAAAUGUUUGAUAAAAGCACCCGUUUUAAACAAGAGUGUCAACUACUUUUGUCCCUGAUUGUAGGUAUAAUUUACCAUUAUGAAGCUUUAACACAUGACCCUCCAUUCUGAGGCUUAUGUAUGAACUUUAUCACAGUAACUUCCCAUAUCGCACGUCACUUCAUAUCCCUAAUAUUUAUAGUCUGAAUUUCGACGGUCUAAAACGUGCCAAAAUCCAGCUACUAAGUUGCAGGGGCAUCGUUUUCAUCCUGUGCAUUUCUUAUUUUGUUAACUAUGUGUACUUCGUCUUCAGAAAGGAAAACCUCAGUGGCUCAAGCUUCAGGAAGCUGAGUCAGGUGAAAUCCAGGUUCAGUUCAAAGUGUCAGUCCCUGGUGAACAGGUAAAGAAGUUUUGAUCAAUCCUGUCACCCUUGAUGGCAACAUAAGCACCGUAAAGUGCCGCUUAAAAGCCGCACCCCCUUUCCCCCCUCCCCCCCCCCCGCUCUCAAGAACCCCCAAGAAUUGAUCCAUUCCGCCGUCAUUCUACAUCAAAGGUGAAGAAAUUGCCAGCCACCACGAUCCCCCCGCCAAGCUGUCGCUUCACUAAUAUCACUUGCUCAUUUCUCUACCGUCUCUUUGCCGUUCUACAGUCAGUUUAGGCUCGAGUGUCACACCCCUAGGAAACGAGAAAAGAGUUUUGUAACACACGUGCCCCCCGUGGUGCCAAACUAACCCCCCAAAGUGCGCCGUUAAAACCCCCCCCCCCCCCCCCCCCCCCCCCCCCCCCCCCUAAAAGGGCCCCCCGAACACGGCCCAUCUACCUGAAAACGAAAAAAAUAAAAGCCCCCCCCCCCCCCCUGGAUAAAGAGCGCUCCUUCAAAUGUAUUGAAAAAACCCCGUAAAUAAGCCCCCUCGGAUAUAGGCCCCUCUGUAAAAACGCCCUCUUAAAAACCCUUACGAAGAUGUAUAGGCGGCAGUUACGGUAUUUCUACUCCCACUUAUAAUGUUGCUCUCUCGCUGUAUGUCUGCGCAGAGAAUCCCGAGACAAAGUUGCUUCAUACUGCGACAAUCGUGAAACAUUUCAGACAAAACAUUAUCUUUCUACGGAUGUAGUGAAUAAAAAGAGUAAAAGAUGCCUGCAAAACACAGCUUAUAACCCUUACUUGCGUGUCACCCGCCCAGUGGUUGUACCCCUCGCGCGCCCUUUGUUUUUCUUCUGUUACGUAGACCAGAGAUUUCUUCGCGUUCUUUGAAAAAAUUAUCUGACCAGUCACAAAACACAAAUUAGCCAAAGAACCCUGUGUUGAAAAUGUUGUGGCAAUGAAGUGAUUGUUUGACGCGGCAUGGUAUCAACAUCUCAAAGAAUCCUUGGACAAAUGUUGGACAACGUUGGGAAUAUUUGACCCGUCAUGGUUACAGAAUUGUCACAACAUUCAAAAACAAAUAUUGUGACAAUGCUGUCAAUGUUUCAUCCAACAUUGGCUCAAUAUCUGACAAAUACAUGUAUUUUGAGUGUUUUACCAGAUCUUUACUUAUGUUCUAGGACGAAGCAGCGGAAGGAGCAGCUCAGCCUGGAGAAAGCGGAAACGAUUCUGGAAUCAGCGAUGCUGGUGAACACACCGAAGCUGUUAAAGAUGUGUUUGAUCUUACAUUGGACAAGAUGGAAGGUAUACUCUCAAAAGCCGACUCGACCUAGAUAAUUACGAUGUUGCUAUCGUCUAUGGCAUUUUCUACCUGCUUGGACAAUCAAACUGACCCUUUUUCUCUUGCAGUCUUUCUUGUACCUUCUUUAACCCUCUCACUGCCAAAUGUGGCCAAGGGCAAAAUUCAACAAAAAUUUCCAAAUUUCGUUUUGUAAAAUUUUGAAAACAAAUAGCACCGUUUGAAAGUACAGGCAGGGAGGUUUCACUUAAAUGGUCACAUCAUAGGAUUUUGUCCGCAGACUCAAAAGUUAGAACUACCUUAAGAGACUCCAACAUUCACUCUGGCAGUGAAAGGGUUAAGUCGAACAUGAUCGUAACACAUCGUGGCUUUGAGCCGUAGCAAUUAUUCCGGGUUUUGAACCGCUUGGGCUGUGGAAUCUUAACCGAGCACCGUUUGGCCUUUUUAGUUCUCCCUCUAUUUUUCACAGAAUUAAAUCGAGAAACUGCAACAAACAUUUUAGAAACGAAGUUCAAGAGAAAUGUGAAUCUCAUUGUUUUUUUUUUUAAUGCAUUGUUUUAUUCGUUUUCAGAAUACAUUCAAAGCCAGAUUCCACCAUUAUUUUAUAGUAUAUCAGGAGAAGUCAUUCAGGGCUCGGACAUUACAGGUUAACUGUCAACUCUUUUAAAAUGUUUCUUACCGAUUCCUUCAACUCUUUACUCUCGAGAGUACCAAACAUUAAAAUUCAAGAAAAAAAAGAUUUGAUGUCAUAAAAUGCUUUUAAACAAAUAGUACCAUGUGAAAAUAUGGUUGAAAAGAUUCAUGGUUGGAAGGUCACACUUAAGAUUUCAUUCACAAACUAAGUAAUUAGAACCACCUUGGACAGCGUAAUAAACAGUGUUAAUGUUCACUAGCUUUCACGUGAACGAUCACACAAUAAGUUACUUAUCAAGAGUUGUUUUCUUGUAUCGUCAGGGUUUGGAACGUUUCAGAUUCGUGCGAGAGUUGAGAUGUAAGUAUUAUUAAUAUACAUCCAACGAACUGGAAUAGAACUUUGUUUCCAUUUGACAGUGGCUAUAAUCAUGGCAUCGCGUCUAUUAUAUGGACAUCUGUGUAAUACAAAACAGUUGGUGUCCGUAUUAAGGAGGUUGGCUGUAUCUCUCUAAAGGCCGGUUUAGACAGUACGAUUUUUGCUUACGACUAUCGUGCGCGACUAGCAUACGUCAUCACUUUUGACCAUCCACACGCGCACAAUUUUCACUUACGAUAUCCACAAUGUGUCGUAGAAUAUCGUGGGUCUAACUUACACCACCAGAUUUGUCGUGAAGUCAUGAAGCAUGCUAGUCGCGCACGAUAGUCGUAAGCAAAAAUCGUGCCGUCUAAAUCGGCUUUACUAUGAACAUUUCUGUAAUACAGCUGUCAUUUGGCUCUGCCUCCACCUCUCCCCCUUGGUGUCCGUUGUAAGUUAAUGUGCUUAUUAAGGAGGUUGGCUUUAUCUCCCUUAUAUGAUAAUCUCUGUAUUGCAGCCAGUUAGCUCUGUUCCCUUGGUGUCGGUAUUGAGAUCGAGUUGACUGUACCUCCAUAAUGCAGACAAAUGGCUCUGUUUCUUUUGUUUCGGUAAUAACGACGUUUAACUUUAAUUCAAUUUUACCCCAUUCCAAGUUGCCGUCUGUACAUUGUUCUACGGGGAGAGGGAGUGAGGGGCUUAAUCUAGAGGGGUAGCUAAAGUAGGCAAAGGCGGAUACGAGCUAAUGAGGCUCACAAGGCCUGAACGAAAGCUUGCUUUGGUAGCAUGAAGCACCUUCUUUUCUUGUCUAAAAAAACGCGACGGUAAAGCUUGAACCCCAACCGCUGUUUCGCGAGACUAACCGCUCACCCACCACGCAUGCACUCGUAUGGCUAGGUUGGCUAGUCGAAACUUUUGAAGGUCUGGAAGAGACAUAAUAGAACGCUUUAGAAACCUUAACGUUAACUGUUCUUAAUAGAGUUACCAUGUUGCUUUCCCAGCCCGCGACGUGGUCGAAAGAGCAGCAUGAAGCACGAGUACAUCACUAUGUGCACAACUCCUCAGCUGACUCCAGAGAGUGGCUUGGCCAAGUGGAAUUACAUCUUCCAGGUGAGAUUUUAAACUUAACGUAAAGGAUCUGCGGGUGGGAAGAAUCGCACUAAAUUUGUUUCUGCUUGAAAAAAGGAGCUUGGGAGGCAGACCAAAGAAUACGUAGCAUGGAAUCACAACAAAGGAGAUGGAGAAGUUAGACUGUAAGCGAAAAGCAGGCCUAGUUGCUAAUUUGAAUCUGAUUUUUCCCACUUGCCGUAACCGCCGUUCUAUUUCACUUUCUUGGCAACGGUUGCGCCUUUNUUGCUUUGGUAGCAUGAAGCACCUUCUUUUCUUGUCUAAAAAAACGCGACGGUAAAGCUUGAACCCCAACCGCUGUUUCGCGAGACUAACCGCUCACCCACCACGCAUGCACUCGUAUGGCUAGGUUGGCUAGUCGAAACUUUUGAAGGUCUGGAAGAGACAUAAUAGAACGCUUUAGAAACCUUAACGUUAACUGUUCUUAAUAGAGUUACCAUGUUGCUUUCCCAGCCCGCGACGUGGUCGAAAGAGCAGCAUGAAGCACGAGUACAUCACUAUGUGCACAACUCCUCAGCUGACUCCAGAGAGUGGCUUGGCCAAGUGGAAUUACAUCUUCCAGGUGAGAUUUUAAACUUAACGUAAAGGAUCUGCGGGUGGGAAGAAUCGCACUAAAUUUGUUUCUGCUUGAAAAAAGGAGCUUGGGAGGCAGACCAAAGAAUACGUAGCAUGGAAUCACAACAAAGGAGAUGGAGAAGUUAGACUGUAAGCGAAAAGCAGGCCUAGUUGCUAAUUUGAAUCUGAUUUUUCCCACUUGCCGUAACCGCCGUUCUAUUUCACUUUCUUGGCAACGGUUGCGCCUUUUUUGCUUCCGUUAGCGAGUGAAUUUUUUCCAGUGCGUCCCUUUCUUACUUGCACGUGUUGUCAGUGAUAAUGGUUUUAGUUUUUGUUUAUCUUCCAUGUCACUUGUAGCUGAAUCUGUAAAUAGUAACUAAUUCACAUUCGCAUAAAAGCCACCUUAUGCCUUUUGAUAAAUAAGUUAUGGGUGAAAAACUUUGCAUAAGGCAUAGGGUGGCCUGAUAGAGAAAAUUUGCCAGCGCCGCUGAACGGGAGGAGGGUGGAGAAACUUGCUUGCCCGUUGUAGAGUAGGCUUGCGAGAAGAAGGCGAAUUUGUUUGCUAGGGCGUAUAAAAGGCCUAGGGAAUUUCCCUGGAGACCGUAAAGGACCAAUAGACUGCUUUACAAGGGAGCACGCAGUAAUGUAGUUGAUUGCAUCGUCACGCGGCGGCUUUUACACGAAUGAGAAUAGUUAUUACGUACGUACAUCCUGACGUUUUUUUUUAAUCAUUUUAACUGGCAAUUUAGACUGCUGGAGGCACCGCCAUUUCAAAUGAGGCUAAUUUGGUGUUUGAACUACGAGAUGCCAAGAAAAACACCGUCGGCAAGACGAAAAUUUCAAUCCAAGAAUUCUUCAGAGGUAAGCAUGACUUCUUCCGUCACUAAGUAGAAGUACAGUGUACAGUUGUUUCAGCCAAAAGCAAUAGCUCUAUAUCAAAGCAAUCAUCAUUACAAAAGAAGCCAAAUUGGCCUAGGCCGGUUACAGUCAUUAAUUGAAUGUGCUUCCUUUUCAGACGUAUUUAUCAAGAGGUCUCGUUCACACACGGGCGGUAGCACGCAAGGUAUUUUUAAAAGCUUCUUCUUACUUUUUAUGAUUUGCAAAUGUUGAGUCUCAUGGCCUCACUGUCAAAGUCCCAAACAAGGACUGAGUUAGGGCAGAGUGAAAUACACUUAGAAGGGUGUAGAUGGAGGUCCAUGCCCUUAUUGCUACAAUAGCCCAAGAAUAAUAAAGCCAAAAGGAAAAAAACAUUGCCUCCUUUUGCUACAUAUCUUUGACGCUUUCCGAACAAAGUUUAUGAGGUAUUCAGGAGGUAUUCUUCCUCCUCUUUCUCCACCUCUUCCGCCUCCGCCUCCCACUCCUCCUCCUCUUUCUUCUCCUCCUCUUCCUCUUUCCUCUCCUCCUACUCCUUCUCCACCUCUUCUCCUCCGCCUCCUCCUCCUCCUCCUCCGCCUUCUCCUCCUUCUCCUCCUCUUUCUUCACUUCCUCCUCCUCUUUCCUCUCCUCCUACUCCUUCUCCAUCUCUUCCGCUUCCGCCCCCACCUCCUCCUCCUCCUCCUCCUCCUCCUCCUCCUCUUUUUCCUCUUCUUUCUCCUCUUCCUCCUCGCCCCCCUCCUUCCCUCCCCGUUCUCCUCCACCCUCCUCCUCCUUCUCCUCUUUAGUCUCAUCACAAGGUCCUGCAAAUUGUCAGACCGAUUUCAGAGAAAGAAUUUUAUAGAGUUUGAAUGGAUACUAUGUGAUUAACUUGAUUCUUCUAACAACUUUCCAAUAAUAAUCACUGACAUUUGGCAUUCCUCUGCUGUUUGUAAAGAAACUCCGAUCAAAUAUUAGGAGCGUUGAGAUUAUAACCAGAUUACACCCAGUAACAAAUGUUAGCUGACGAAUUCUGUUAUGUAGUUGUUUUGUUCAAAUGCUUGCGCUCUCCUUUACAGGCAAGCACUCGGAAACAAAGUGGCUUAACCUAGAACAUGGUAAGUGUUACAGGCUACAGUGAAGGUCUUUAUAAAAAAGAGUUUAGAAGGUGUUUAAAAAAACCUUGUUCUAAGCCAUUUUGGGUUUUUUCAUCAUCACUUUACCUACUAAAAAUAAGCAGCUUGUAAACAAUGUUUCGCGGCCGCUACUUUUCGUAAAAUGCGCUCCAAGUUAGUCUUUGCACUACCAACUGUCCUUGCAUGUUAAGGGUCCUUGCAAGUGAGCGAGUGAAAUGGUGCACCACAUAGCUAUAAAUGCACUUAUGAGGACCAAGUUAUUUCCAUUAUAUAAGAACCAGUGUUAGGCCUAACAGAUAUAGAGCUCGAAUAUGGGGCAAUGUUAGACUUGCUACAAGUCGACUUCUCAUUAGUUCUUAAAGUGAGCGAAGCGAGCUUCAAUGCAUGAGGUGGCGCAGCGACCGAGCUAGCAAUUAAGUCUGGAGGUCGACUUGUUUCCCCUGAAUGGAUUUGAAUCAUAUUAUAAAUUCACGCGGGAAAAAAAUGAUUGACAUACGCUGUAUCGGGAGCGGCGUUAAAUGUCACUCACUGUCCUAUUGGUCAAUUGUCAUGACGUCGACCAAUGAAUUUCGCGCCAAACAGGUACGAAAAGUCCUUUAAAAUGGCAUAACCAACGAGGAAAAAAGUAAAGGACUUUAAGAAAGUCUAGAGCAAUGUGUGUAUUUCCAUGAAGGUAAUGGCUACUUUCCCCGCUAUAAUUAUGUUUCUUAGGCAUAAGGAAGUACCAAACCCAUUUGGUCCAGCUAUAAACAGCUUUUGAUACCUCAUAUGUAACAAUUUUUAGGUUGUUGCGAGCGACCAGAGCAAAUCGCAAUCCUAAUCUCCAGGUUGCUGUUACGCAUGUGCGGAAUAUACUUAUCCACCAUUAUUUUGGACUUUUACUAAGUAUUACGCGCGUUUGGAGCUCCGUUCACUCCUUCACUCGUUAUUCGCCACUUUGAGGUUGCGCGGGAGACGGGCUCGAGAUGGUUUUCAACUGCAUUGUGGGACUGUUUUGGGGGACGCAUUUUCAACAUAGCGGCAAAUUUGUCCCCCUAAACAGUCCCACAAUGCGCUUUCACAACCAUCUCGACCGUUCUCCCGCGCAACCUCAAAGUGGCGAACUGAUCGCGCGCAUUUUGAACUUUUAUCACAUGAAACAUUCUUUAAGCUUAACUUUGGAGCAAUAGCGUUUGAGUCGAUCUCACUCUUACUCCCUAACCUUUGCUUAUUACUAGUAAUAGUUUUAUAGUGAGGGUUAUUAUAUUCUUUUUGUUUAUUUUGUUUAGAUGGAAUGCCUGCUGGUCGACUAGAGGUGAUGCUUUCUUAUUCAGACACGCCAGACGCCCCUGUUGCUCAUGCCCCCUUAAAGAAGCGCUCUAUUCUGAAGAGGUUCUCCUCAAAUUCAAAUCUCUAGCUCCUAAGAUAUCACGAGCACCACGAAUGUGAGUUCAUAACAAUGACACUACCUGGUCACGAUUGCUUUGGUAGCAUGAAGCACCUUCUUUUCUUGUCUAAAAAAACGCGACGGUAAAGCUUGAACCCCAACCGCUGUUUCGCGAGACUAACCGCUCACCCACCACGCAUGCACUCGUAUGGCUAGGUUGGCUUGUCGAAACUUUUGAAGGUCUGGAAGAGACAUAAUAGAACGCUUUAGAAACCUUAACGUUAUUAAACUGUUCUUAAUAGAGUUACCAUGUUGCUUUCCCAGCCCGCGACGCGGUCGAAAGAGCAGCAUGAAGCACGAGUACAUCACUAUGUGCACAACUCCUCAGCUGACUCCAGAGAGUGGCUUGGCCAAGUGGAAUUACAUCUUCCAGGUGAGACUUUAAACUUAACGUAAAGGAUCUGCGGGUGGGAAGAAUCACGCUAAAUUUGUUUCUGCUUGGAAAAAGGUACUUGGGAGGCAGACCCAUGAAUACGUAGCGUGGAAUCACAACAAAAGAGAUAGAGAAGUUAGACUGUAAGCGAAAAGCAGGCCUAGUUGCUAAUUUGAAUCUGAUGUUUCCCGCUUGCCGUAAACGUCGUUCUAUUUCACUUUCUUGGCAACGGUUGCGUCUUUUUUUCUCCCGUUAGCGGGUGAUUUUUUUCCAAUGCGUCCCUUUUUUACUCGCAUGUGUUGUCAGUGACUGUGGUUUUAGUUUUUAUUUGUCUUUCGUGUCAGUUGUAGCUGAUUCUGUAUAGCUCUUUAUUUUUCCUUACAUCCUGACGUUUUUUAUCCUUUUUAAUUUGCAAUUUAGACUGCUGGAGGCACCGCCAUUUCAAAUGAGGCUAAUUUGGUGUUUGAACUAAGAGAUGCCAAGAAAAACACCGUCGGCAAAACGAAAAUUUCAAUCCAAGAAUUCUUCAGAGGUAAGCAUGACUUGUUCCGUCACUAAGUAGAAGUACAGUGUACAGUUGUAUUAGACAAAAGCAAUAGCUCUAUAUGAAAGCAAUCAUCAUUACAAAAGAAGCCAAAUUGGCCUAGGCCGGUUACAGUCAUUAAUUGAAUGUGCUUCUUUUUCAGACGUAUUUAUCAAGAGGUCUCGUUCAAACACGGGCGGUAGCACGCAAGGUAUUUUUAAAAGCUUCUUCUUACUUUUUAUGAUUUGCAAAUGUUGAGUCUCAUGGCCUCACUGUCAAAGUCCCAAACAAGGACUGAGUUUUGGCAGAGUGAAAUACACUUAGAAGGGUGGAGAUGGAGGUCCAUGCCAUUAUUGCUACAAUAGCCCAAGAAUAAUAAAGCAAAAAGGAAAAAUCAUUGCCUCCUUUUGCUACAUAUCUUUGACGCUUUCCGAACAAAGUUUAUGAGGUAUUCAGGAGGUAUUCCUCCUCCUCUUUCUCCACCUCUUCCGCCUCCGCCUCCGCCUCCGCCUCCGCCUUCGCCUCCUCCUCCUCCUCCUCUUUCUUCUCCUCCUCUUCCUCUUUCCUCUCCGACUACUCCUUCUCCACCUCUUCUCCUCCGCCUCCUCCUCCUCCUCCGCCUUCUCCUCCUUCUCCUCCUCUUUCUUCACUUCCUCCUCCUCUUUCCUCUCCUCCUACUCCUUCUCCAUCUCUUCCAAUUCCGCCCCCACCUCCUCCUCCUCCUCCUCCUCUUUUUCCUCUUCUUUCUCCUCUUCCUCCUCGGCCCUCUCCUUCUCCUCCCCGUUCUCCUUCACCCUCCUCCUCCUCCUUCUCCUCUUUAGUCUCAUCACAAGGUCCUGCAAAUUGUCAGACCGAUUUCAGAGAAAGAAUUUUAUAGAGUUUGAAUGGAUACUAUGUGAUUAACUUGAUUCUUCUAACAACUUUCCAAUAAUAAUCACUGACAUUUGGCAUUCCUCUGCUGUUUGUAAAGAAACUCCGAUCAAAUAUUAGGAGCGUUGAGAUUAUAACCAGAUUACACCCAGUAACAAAUGUUAGCUGACGAAUUCUGUUAUGUAGUUGUUUUGUUCAAAUGCUUGCGCUCUCCUUUACAGGCAAGCACUCGGAAACAAAGUGGCUUAACCUAGAACAUGGUAAGUGUUACAGGCUACAGUGAAGGUCUUUAUAAAAAAGAGUUUAGAAGGUGUUUAAAAAAACCUUGUUCUAAGCCAUUUUGGGUUUUUUCAUCAUCACUUUACCUACUAAAAAUAAGCAGCUUGUAAACAAUGUUUCGCGGCCGCUACUUCUCGUAAAAUGCGCUCCAAGUUAGUCUUUGCACUACCAACUGUCCUUGCAUGUUAAGGGUCCUUGCAAGUGAGCGAGUGAAAUGGUGCACCACAUAGCUAUAAAUGCACUUAUGAGGACCAAGUUAUUUCCAUUAUAUAAGAACCAGUGUUAGGCCUAACAGAUAUAGAGCUCGAAUAUGGGGCAAUGUUAGACUUGCUACAAGUCGACUUCUCAUUAGUUCUUAAAGUGAGCGAAGCGAGCUUCAAUGCAUGAGGUGGCGCAGCGACCGAGCUAGCGAUUAAGUCUGGAGGUCGACUUGUUUCCCCUGAAUGGAUUUGAAUCAUAUUAUAAAUUCACGCGGGAAAAAAAUGAUUGACAUACGCUGUAUCGGGAGCGGCGUUAAAUGUCACUCACUGUCCUAUUGGUCAAUUGUCAUGACGUCNAAGGGUCCUUGCAAGUGAGCGAGCGAAAUGGUGCACCACAUAGCUAUAAAUGCACUUAUGAGGACCAAGUUAUUUCCAUUAUAUAAGAACCAGUGUUAGGCCUAACAGAUAUAGAGCUCGAAUAUGGGGCAAUGUUAGACUUGCUACAAGUCGACUUCUCAUUAGUUCUUAAAGUGAGCGAAGCGAGCUUCAAUGCAUGAGGUGGCGCAGCGACCGAGCUAGCGAUUAAGUCUGGAGGUCGACUUGUUUCCCCUGAAUGGAUUUGAAUCAUAUUAUAAAUUCACGCGGGAAAAAAAUGAUUGACAUACGCUGUAUCGGGAGCGGCGUUAAAUGUCACUCACUGUCCUAUUGGUCAAUUGUCAUGACGUCACCGGUGGAAUUUUCGACCAGUGAAUUUCGCGCCAAACAGGUACCAAAAGUCCUUUAAAAUGGCAUAACCAACGAGGAAAAAGUAAAGGACUUUAAGAAAGUCUAGAGCAAUGUGUGUAUUUCCAUGAAGGUAAUGGCUACUUUCCCCGCUAUAAUUAUGUUUCUCAGGCAUAAGGAAGUACCAAACCCAUUUGGUCCAGCUAUAAACAGCUUUUGAUACCUCAUAUGUAACAAUUUUUUUAGGUUGUUGCAAGCGACCAGAGCAAAUCGCAAUCCUAAUCUCCAGGUUGCUGUUACGCAUGUGCGGAAUAUACUUAUCCAGCAUUAUUUUGGACUUUUACUAAGUAUUACGCGCGUUUGGAGCUCCGUUCACUCCUUCACUCGUUAUUCGCCACUUUGAGGUUGCGCCGGAGACGGGCUCGAGAUGGUUUUCGAUUGCAUUGUGGGACUGUUUUGAGGGACGCAUUUUCAACAUGGCGGCAAAUUUGUCCCCCAAAACAGUCCCACAAUGCGCUUUCACAACCAUCUCGACCGUUCUUUCGCGCAACCUCAAAGUGGCGAACUGAUCACGCGCAUUUGGAACUUUUAUCACAUGAAACAUUCGCCAAGCUUAACGUUGGAGCAAUAGCGUUUGAGUCGAUCUCACUCUUACUCCUUAACCUUUGCUUAUUACUAGUAAUAGUUUUGUAAGUGAGGGUUAUUAUAUUCUUUUUGUUUAUUUUGUUUAGAUGGAAUGCCUGCUGGUCGACUAGAGGUGAUGCUUUCUUAUUCAGACACGCCAGACGCGCCUGUUGCUCAUGCCCCCUUAAAGAAGCGCUCUAUUCUGAAGAGGUUCUCCUCAAAUUCAAAUCUCUAGCUCCUAAGAUAUCACGAGCACCACGAAUGUGAGUUCAUAACAAUGACACAACCUGGUCACACACAAGGAUUGUCAAAGCACGCGUAAAGCACGUGCGUCAAUAUUGCGUUUUAUGUUCUUAUGACUGUCGUGACGUCAAAACCAAAGCAAUUACAUCUAAACAAUGACAUCUAUGAACAGCUAUAAAUCAAACAGCAAAUGCUCUUAAUGGCGGGAAAUGCAACCGCCCUGAACGCGAUCAACUGCUUGCAAAAGUUGCUAAGUGCGGUAAAAAUCUUGCAUACAAUUGCCUUUCUUGAUUAUCGAUUAUGACACAUCUCAUAGCCUAAAGCAAAGAAAACAAGUGAUUCUCUUUGUCUGCAUUUAGACAUAGCAGUGUAUUCACUAGCCUGCGUUUCCAACCGCUUCUCAUCGUUUGCCGUCGCUGGCCACCUAUUACAUGUUCUCUUUUAUCAAUGGUUUGUAGCCAAAAGGAGCCGAAUAUAUAUUUCCUGACCAACCAGUCUUACGAGUUCAGGGUUGUGUACACUCAGUGUCAAAUGACCUCUGUAAUUUAACUCAGGAAAAGUGAAAAAAAUUGGGAG